AUGAGCGUCCGCUCGGGAGACCUCGACCAGGCGGCGAAGGAGUUCCCUGCGGACCUUCGCGCGUCGACGAGUCCGUCGCCUGACGGGUCCGGGUCCGACCACACCAAGAGCAUGUGCCCGCCAAUGGAGUGGCCGGCCGGGGGGAAGAAAGGCGCUCCAGGCGUGCCCGUGGAUCAGGAGGCCGAUGUCCAGGCGCCCGAGGGCGCGCUCACCGCUCACCGCGAUCUCCGCCACCACGGCGGAACCCACUGCGACAUGCCGGCCGUCGGGGGCGCGGCGGUGCUGCGCAUGGAGCACAUUCAGGGCGUGGAGAUCAAGGGCCCGCCGCCGACGGUCUCGGACGUGCUCACGAUGACGCGCGCGUUUCGCGCCGCCGCCGACAACGGCGCGCACAAGGUCCACUCGCCCAUUGCGCACAGCUGCCUUCAGGCUUUGAUGGCGGGUAUUUACGUGACGUUCGGCGCGGUGACGGCCAUGUACAUCGGAGGCAACAUGCCAGGUGUUGCGGCAACGGACCCGGGCCUGGCCUCGCUCAUCUUCGGCAUCUUCGGGUUCCCAACGGGCCUGCUCGCGGUUGUGUUGACGGGUGCGGAGCUGUUCACCGGCAACUGCCUCGUUUGCACUGCGGCGUGGGCUGAGGGUCGCUGCACCACCCCGGAGUUCCUGCGCUCGCUGGCCGUGUCGUGGCUCGGCAACUUGUGCGGUGCGCUGCUCUUCGUUGGUAUCUUCACCGGGGCGGGAUUCGCCGAAAAGCCCGAGGAUCUGCACGCCUUCAUGGUGAGCGUCGCGGCGAAGAAGACGUCACACAACUUUGGGCAGACCUUCCUGCGCGGCCUCCUGGCGAACUUCCUGGUCGACCUCGCGGUGCUGCAGGCCGCCAUCUGCACGACGUUCGUCGGGAAGUUCGUAGGCAUCUUCUUGGCCACAUCCAUGUUUGCGGCGCUGGGGCUGGAGCACGUUGUGGCAAACAUGAGCAUGGUACCCCUGGGCAUGAUCCACGGCGCUGACGUCGGCGUCGGCAAGUUCAUCUAUUCGAACCUGAUCCCCGUGACGCUGGGCAACUACGUCGGCGGGGGGGUGAUGAUUGGGAUGGUGUACGCCCUUCUGUUUGGGAGGUGGUCCCGGACGUUCUCGAACGUGGUGCGGUGGCCGAAGCGCGCGUUCGACGGCGAGCACCACUGA
Messenger RNA from Pedinophyceae sp. YPF-701, 1182 nucleotides. Lineage: Eukaryota; Viridiplantae; Chlorophyta; Pedinophyceae. The record is from the annotation of a GenBank genome assembly.